Molecule: messenger RNA, 1052 nt
Organism: Cryptomeria japonica (Japanese cedar)
Lineage: Eukaryota; Viridiplantae; Streptophyta; Pinopsida; Cupressales; Cupressaceae
Exons: 1
Coding region: 131-907 (258 amino acids)
Source: RefSeq, a predicted model, not a curated record
CCAUUGGAGAUUUUGUUGAGGUGGUGGUGUGGAUUACAAUUGUUGCUACUUAACAAGAAGGCUGAGCUCUCAUAUUACAGUUGGUUAAAGAAAGAAAGAGCGUCUUUCUCUUUGUUUUCUGAUUAGAACAAUGGCGUCUGUGUAUAUUCAGAACAAGAGAGGAAGAGAGGAGUUUUGGAGUGGUGGUUUUGGUUUGCCAGAAGCAAAGAGAAUGAAUAUGGGGCACGAUACAACAGAUCUCAUGGCACUUCUUGACAGGAUUGAUAAUAUUGAUUACAUUGAGAAGAACAACAAUGAGACUGGUUUUGUAGUUAAUGAGGGAGAGGAGGAGAGAUUGAAUGUGGUUAUAAAGUCUUUAGAGGAUGAAAUUGGAUUGAAGCCUAACAACGUUGAAGAAACUGUUGUAUGUGUUUAUGAUAAUGUUGCAUGUGUGGAUAAUGUUGUUGCAUGUGGUGACGAUGAGAAGAAAGGAGGUGUUGAUGAUAAUACUAGAUCUCUAGUGGAUGAGAUCUCUAAUGGAACUGAUGGAACCACCACCUCUGUCUCUGAACUUGCUUCUCAAGGGAGUUUGUAUUAUGAUGGAGAACUUGGGUUUUUCAUGGACCAUGCUGCUGCUCAUGCAACUGAUGAUCUUGGUAUUAUCAUGAGCCAUUGCCAAUCUGCAGCAGAUCAUUCAAUGUCCAAUUUUUAUCUGGAUUCACUCCAUGGUUAUGCUGAUAAUACAGAAGUUUUUUAUGGGUCUCUGUGGGAAGAUGAUAUCUGGCAUGUGAAUGACCAUGGUGCUUUUUUUCAAAAUGGUGGGUCUUGUUCUACAACUCAACAGGAGGUAGAAAAUUUAGAGUCUCAGGAUGUUGCAGAUGAUUUAAGACCCAGACAAUGUUUGAGCGCUGGGGAGGAGGGAGCUUAGGAAUUUUUUUUUAGGUUCAUAGAUUCUCAUCAUUUUGCUUGCUUCUGUAAAGAAAAUUAUCAUAGACCUACUUUUCAGCCGUCUGUAAAUGUUUUGCUUGAAAAAAAUUAUCUUUAAUCUCAAGGAAGACAAACCUUCGUUUUCA